AACAACCGAACCAACCCAAAAGUAAAACACAAUCAAUCAAUCUGCUAACAAGAGAAAUAAAAGAAAAAUGGGUGCUCUGGAUCACAUCUCUGAUCUAUUUGACUGUUCUCACAGCAGUUCCAAGCUCAAGAAGAAGCGCAAGCAGUUUCAGACGGUAGAGGUGAAAGUGAAGAUGGACUGCGAAGGAUGCGAGAGGAAGGUGAAGAAAUCGGUGGAAGGAAUGAAAGGAGUAACGAACGUAGAAGUGGAGAGGAAAGCGAACAAGGUAACUGUUCAGGGCUAUGUGGAACCUUCGAAGGUGGUGGCGCGAAUUGGUCACAGGACGGGAAAGAGGGCAGAGUUGUGGCCAUACGUGCCGUAUGACGUGGUGGCGCACCCAUACGCUCAGGGGGUGUACGAUAAGAAAGCACCCGCAGGGUAUGUGAGGAACACGGAGUUUGUUGACCCCAACGUUUCACAGCUGGCGCGUGCCAGCUCAGCAGAGGUCAGGUACACCACCGCCUUCAGCGACGAGAAUCCCGCCGCAUGUGCCGUUAUGUAAUUACACUUUCUUAUUGUUCGCUUUUUUUUUUAAUUAUUGCAGCAAAAUCAAAAAAUAGAAAAAGAAAAAAAAAAGUAUAACAGGUUAGGUAGUGUUUGUUGUUUCGUGUGAAAACUAAGAUAAGUUUGGUUUGUCUGUAAUCAUUGGUUCUUAUUUCUGAAUAUUAAUGUGAUAUAUUAUUUUCUUUUUGUUUUA
This is a messenger RNA of Arachis ipaensis, 736 nucleotides long. Its product is annotated as heavy metal-associated isoprenylated plant protein 26. The record is from RefSeq and is a predicted model, not a curated record. Lineage: Eukaryota; Viridiplantae; Streptophyta; Magnoliopsida; Fabales; Fabaceae. Gene Ontology annotation, molecular function: metal ion binding.